AUGGAUGAUACAGAUGAUAAGGAGACGUCGAAACGACGUUCAUCAUCAACAUCGUCGUUCGAAUCGUGGAUAAAAAAGAAUUGGGAGUAUAAGGUUGCUGUGUUCAUUGUCCUUUAUUACCUUAUAUCGCAUGUAUUAUUGGAAACCACUGGUUACUUUCAUGAAACUGGAUUAAAUAAUCAUUUAAGAGUUCUACCUAAUGAAGUGAUACAACAUUUCGAUAAGACUCAAUCCUUUGAUGAUGAUGAUUUCAAUGUUGAUAAGUUUGCUUAUAUCCAAUAUGCUACUAAUUAUGAAUAUUUAAAUUUAGCCAUUAUAAAUUUCAUUCAUUUACGAAAAUCUGGAUCCAAAAUUAAGAAUUUUGUCAUUUUACAUGAUGAAACCAUGGUCCAUUAUAAUGCUCAGAAUUGGAAUAAUCUAUAUUUAUUAGCUAAUGAACAUCAUAUUAAAUUAAAACCGGUUCCAUUACUUAAAGUCAAGUUCAGUGAUUCAUCAUCUUGGUCGGCAUCAUUUACGAAAUUCCAUAUUUUUAAUCAAGUUGAAUAUGAUAGAGUGGUUUAUUUUGAUUCUGAUUCGAUGUUAUUAAACCUUGAUGAAUAUAAGGAUAUUGGUGAUGAAGAUUUUGAUUUCGAACAUUUAACCAAUAGUCAUGGAAAUAUCGAUGAAUUAUUUAAAUUACCAAAAAAUAUUCAAUAUGCUUUACCACAAGCAUAUUGGUUAAAUGAUGUGGUUGAAAGUAGAGGUAAAGUGAAUGAUUUAGCACGUAAAAUACCUAAGAAAGUGGAAAUUCCAUCUACAAGAAGAUAUCAUUUAAGAAUGGGUAAAUUAGUGAAUGAUAUUUCGAAAUUAGAUUCAAAAAAGCAACAACAAGAUAUAUUUGAAUUAUUACCACCUUUACUUUAUGAGAGUCAUAAGUAUGAUAAUUUUGAUGAUUUCUUUGCUAAUCAUAUUAUGAUGAUCACUCCAUCUAAAGCAUUGUUUAAUGAAUUAAUGAAACACACUUUCAAUCCAUGGUAUUGGUAUAUAUUUAAUCGAUCCAAAUUAAGAAGAUCACAAGAUUAUGAUAUGGAGAUUUUAAAUAAAGUGUUUGAUGAUAAAUUUAAAACAGGAGAGAAAGGGUUUAAAAUUGGGAUUUUACCUCAUAAAGUAUAUGGAGUUUUAACGGGAGAAUUUGGGGAAUUAUAUCAUAGAAGAUUUACGGUAGAACCACAAUAUUUACCAUUCAUUCAAAAGAAACUGACAGAUAUAGAUGAAUGGAAACCCAUAAAUCUCCUUAGACAGGUUAGAGUGUUACAUUUUUCAGAUGCUCCAAUCCCUAAACCAUGGGAACAUCAAGAUAAUAGUGAUUAUUAUAAUGCUAAUAAAAUCUAUUGUGCCAAAGUUGAUGAUUGGGAAGAAUAUUAUACGUUAUAUCCUAGUCAAUAUAAACCCAGAUUAACCAAUGAUUGUGAUAGUGUCAACAUCUGGAAUUGGAUAAGAGCUGACUUCACGGAAUCAAGAUUAGAGCAUUGGCUUAUAGUUUAG
This is a messenger RNA of Scheffersomyces coipomensis, 1524 nucleotides long. Its product is annotated as glucose N-acetyltransferase. Gene Ontology annotation, molecular function: glycosyltransferase activity. Bases 1 to 1524 code for a protein of 507 amino acids. NCBI's taxonomy places the organism in Eukaryota, Fungi, Ascomycota, Pichiomycetes, Serinales, Debaryomycetaceae. The record is from RefSeq and is a predicted model, not a curated record. The transcript has a single exon.